CGUACUCUUAUGUUUUGCAUGCCUUAGCGGUUAGACCAUUGACCACGCGUCCUCGAGAGGACGGAGCAUUGUUCCCACAGGACCGAUCACCGAUGGUGAGUGAUGAGAAGGACGGCUGGGUGCCCGCGCGCAUCCUGAAGGAAUCGGGAGACUCCGCCAACGUCCAGCUGCAGAACGGGUCGAAGAAGACGGUGAAGCGGUCGGCCAAGGAACCGCUUUGGCCCCUCAACCACUCCUCCCUGUCGAGGGUAGAGGAUGACCUUGUCAUGGUGGACGCGAUCAACCAGGGACUCAUGGUCCACAACCUCCGGGAGAGGUACCGCAGGGACCUGAUUUACACGUGGGUGGGGGCCAACCACUCGGUGCUGGUGUCGAUCAACCCGUUCAAGAUGCUGCCGAUCUACUCGCCGGCCACGAUCGAGGAGUACGCCAAGCCAUCGGCGUACCGGCUGGACCCUCCGCACACCUUCGCGAUCGCCAACUCGGCCUUCAUGAAGCUCACCCAGGAGAACGUCUCGCAGGCCAUCCUCAUCUCCGGAGAGUCCGGCGCGGGCAAGACGGAAGCCACGAAACAGUGCUUCAACUUCUUGGCUGAGGUGGCGGGUUCCCAGAACGCGGUCGAGCAGCGCAUCCUCCACGCCAACCCCGUGCUCGAGUCCUUCGGGAAUGCCAAGACCCUCAGGAACAACAACUCCUCCCGCUUCGGCCGAUGGACGGAGGUGCACUUCGACCCCAAGGGACAGGUGUGCGGGGCGAGGAUCGAGAACUACCUCCUGGAGAAACAGAGGGUCGUGGCCCAGGCGAAGGGAGAGCGAAACUUCCACAUAUUCUACCAGCUGUGCACGAGCGAGAUCGCCGCGCACCUUGAGCUGGGGGCCCCGGAGCACUUCCGUUACCUCCGAGAGAGCGGCUGCGUGUCCGUGCCGGGGAUAAACGACCAGAAGGACUUUGUUGAGGUCGAAGAGGCGUUUACGAAGCUCGGGUUUGGGUUCGAGGAGAAGUGCUGGUGCUACGAGACCUGCGCGGCGGUGCUGCACCUGGGAAACAUCAGCUUCUCGGCCAACGGAGAAGGUUCGCAGAUCACGCUCGCUCUCAACCGGCCAGACAUGGCCUACAGCGCUGCGGACGCGCUCGCGUCGGCCAUGUACGAUAGCAUGUUCGACUGGCUCGUUGGGCGGGUGAACUUUGCGGUGCAGAUCUUCGUCAAGAACCACUUCGAGCAGCUGUGCAUCAACUACACCAACGAGAAGCUGCAGCAGCACUUCAACAAGCACACGUUCCAAGAGGAAGAGACGGUCUACUCGAACGAACAGAUCCGGUUCGAGCACAUCCACUUCAUCGACAACCAGCCGGUAGUCGACCUCAUCGAGAAAAAGCCGUACGGGCUGAUGCCCCUGCUCGACGAGGAGGUCAAGAUCCCCAAGGGCUCCGACGGGGGCUGGCUCUCCAAGUGCAAGACCCACAACGCGCAGCACCCGUGCCUGCGGCCGGCGGGGUCCAACCCCAACCGCUUCGUGGUCGUCCACUACGCCGGGGAGGUGCCGUACGAGAUAGGCGGGUUCGUGACCACCAACAAGGACGACCUGUUCAGGGACCUCUACGACCUGGUGUCCGGGGCGCAGAGCGACGUCACGCGGUCCCUUUUCCCUCCCAAGGACAACAACCCGCGGCGAUUAACGACGCUGGGCUUCAAGUUCCGCAAGGCCCUGCUGGAUCUGAUGGAGCUCGUGGACACGUGCGAGCCGUGGUACAUCCGGUGCAUCAAGCCCAACGAUCAGAAGGAUUUCUCUCGGGUGCAGCUGGGCAACACGAUGGUCCUCUACCGGGCGGAGGAGCACCGCGUACUCGAACUGCUCAGAAACCUGUGUCUCGAGAGAGUACUGCCCGUGGCGCAGAGGAUGGCUCGGAUCCGAAUCGGCCGCACCUUCCGACGGUGCAUGGCGAACGCGAGGGCCAUCUGCGCGCAGGCGCUACACACCUGCGCGGGAGAUGCGGCGGGAUUAGACGCCGCCAUCGCGAGGGCGGAGCAGGCGACGGCCAACGUCCGGGCGGUGUUUGCGUGGGAGCCUCCGGAGAUGAGGAGGUGCCGAGACCUCCGCUUCGCGCUGCAGGAGCGGCUGGAGUUGGAGUCCCUCCUCCAGUCCCUCGUGGCGCAAGACCCGACGUCGUGCUACGCGCAGCUGCGCGCGGCCGUGCUGCGGUGCAACAAGAUCAGAGAUAUUCCAGGCACGCACCAGCAAAUGGCUUUGGAAAACCAGGCCCGUGCUCACCUUAUGCAGGCUGCGGCGGCCAAGCUAGACCCCAUCGCCACCGAGGCGUUGGCAAUCCUCGAGAAGAAGCUCAUGGAGGACGUCAGCAACGACGCUGCUGAGGUGGAGUACGUGUCGACGGACAUCGAGGAGAUCCGUAAGGUGCUCAGCUUGCCGGAGGAAGAGUUCGUCAGACGACAGAGAUGA
This is a messenger RNA of Ectocarpus siliculosus, 2456 nucleotides long. NCBI's taxonomy places the organism in Eukaryota, Phaeophyceae, Ectocarpales, Ectocarpaceae. The record is from the annotation of a GenBank genome assembly.